Molecule: messenger RNA, 497 nt
Organism: Topomyia yanbarensis
Lineage: Eukaryota; Metazoa; Arthropoda; Insecta; Diptera; Culicidae
Gene: Srp9
Product: signal recognition particle 9 kDa protein
Exons: 1
Coding region: 148-381 (77 amino acids)
Biological process (GO): SRP-dependent cotranslational protein targeting to membrane; negative regulation of translational elongation
Cellular component (GO): signal recognition particle, endoplasmic reticulum targeting
Molecular function (GO): 7S RNA binding
Source: RefSeq, a predicted model, not a curated record
GCCUGCCCUGCUGACGUUUCCAAAUCUGUCUGUCGAAUAUUUACCAGCAGCAUCCGAGUUUAUCAGAGCUGUGCAAAAUAUAGUCAAACAGCUGCUGAUAAAUUCAUAACUGCAUUUACCGGAAACCAGCAGGUAUUUUCAGCCGAAAUGGUUUUUGCCAAAUCGUGGGAAGAUUUCGAGAUCGCUGCCGAAAACAUGUACAUCGCCAACCCGUGCCAGUGUCGGUUCACGAUGAAAUACACCCACAAACGGAACGCGGUCGUGCUGAAGCUGACUGAUAACGCGAAAUGUGUUCAGUUCAAAACCGAAGUGCUAUCGGAUCUUAAAAGAAUAGAGAAAUUCACCGGCAAUCUGAUGUGGCUGAUGGCAUCUAAGGAGUAAAUUAGGGGGAUCGCCGUGAUGUUUUUUAUGCCUGGGAGAAUUUAGGCUGUAUGAUGUAUGUAUUGUGUAGGGUAAUUUUUCAUAUAUUAUAAAUAAAAUGAGAGUGCUGAAUUCAA